Messenger RNA from Thermothielavioides terrestris NRRL 8126, 1107 nucleotides. RefSeq lists its product as uncharacterized. Lineage: Eukaryota; Fungi; Ascomycota; Sordariomycetes; Sordariales; Chaetomiaceae. The coding region runs from base 1 to 1107 and encodes 368 amino acids. The record is from RefSeq and is a predicted model, not a curated record. The transcript has 7 exons.
AUGGCCGCCCAAAAGCGCAAAUCUGCGGCCGGCGCGGGAGCAGCGCCGGCCACUCCCGAAGCGCACGCGCCCUCGUCCCGGCGACGGUCCCAGCGCAAGGCGCGUGGCAGGGGAAGACGACCAGCGAAGAGAGCCAAGGGCGCGCAGCCCGAGGCCGAGUCCGACGGGAGCGGAGACGACUACAAGGAGGAGGCCGCAGGGAAGGCCGCCGAGGAGAGCGGCGACGACGAGUUCGACGAGGCCGCGCCGCCCAAAGUGACCUUCGUCCCGCUGCCCAAGCUGCGCGACACGGGCGGCGUCGAGUACGCCGACGACCGGCUGCACCCGAACACGCUGGCCUUUCUUGCCGAUCUGAAGGCCAACAACAAGCGGUCGUGGCUCAAGGCCCACGACGGCGAGUACCGCCGCGCGCUCAAGGACUGGGAAACCUACGUCAUGGCGCUGACCGAGCGCAUCAUCGCCGCGGACCCGACUAUACCGGAGCUGCCCUUCAAAGACGUCAACUUCCGCAUCUACCGCGACAUCCGCUUCAGCAACGACCCUACGCCGUACAAGCCGCACUUCUCCGCCGCCUUCUCCCGCACCGGCCGCAAGGGCCCCUACGCGUGCUACUACGUGCACGUCGAGCCGGCGGGCGCGCCCUGCUUCGUGGGCGGCGGCCUGUGGCACCCGGGCGCGGCGGCGCUGGCGCGCCUGCGCGCGAGCAUCGACGAGCGGCCGCGCCGCUGGCGCCGCGUGCUGAACGAGCCUGCGUUUCGGGAGGUCUUUCUUGGGCUGCGGCCAGCGGGCAAGCGGGGAGCAGGAGGAGGAAGAAGAGCGCGGGAGGAUCCGGCGGCGGCGGCGCUGGCGGCGUUUGCGGAGCGCAACCAGGAGGGCGCGCUCAAGACCAGGCCCAAGGGCUUCGUGCCGGACCAUCGGGACAUGCAGUUGCUGAAGCUGCGGAAUUUCACCGUUAGCCGGAAGAUGGAUGCCAGCGUGUUUAUGUCGCCCGGGGGGCUGGACGAGGUGGCCCGGGUUAUAAGGGCUAUGGUUGGGUUUGUCACGCACUUGAAUCGGAUCGUCAUGCCCGACCCCGGCGACGAUGACGAUGAGUCGGAUGAGGAGUGA